This is a messenger RNA of Pocillopora meandrina, 20232 nucleotides long. The record is from the annotation of a GenBank genome assembly. NCBI's taxonomy places the organism in Eukaryota, Metazoa, Cnidaria, Anthozoa, Scleractinia, Pocilloporidae.
AUGGAGAAGAGUUUAAUUUCCGUGGAAGUAUGUAGACUGAUUGAGGAGGAACUUGGCAUUGACCGAUCGCGCAUUCGACCAUGUUUUGACCAAAGUAGAAGCCGUGUCAGCUGUCUAGUAAGUGAGACUACUCGUCUUAUCUUGACGUACCAUUAAAUCACAUUUCUUGCGAUUUCUCCUCUGGAAGAUUUUUGAUAUCAUGUGGUUAUAAUUUUUUUUUUGGGGGGGGAUUCUGGAAGCUUAGGUAAAGCUAUAAAAUGCGAUGCAACACACGUGUAGGAUUAAUGCAAGCUUAUUUAAGCUUUCAUUAGAGUUAUGGUGUGCUUGCUUUUUUUAAUUCUCACAAGCUGAAACGAUGUCGAACACGAUGUUUCAUUUUCUGAUGGAAAUCGUUAAUUUCUUCAUCACCUCAUAUAUGCAGGAUCCAAUCUAAGUUGUGCUUUAAGUUUAAAAGACACGAUAGGUAUUUCCUGAAAAGUUGGAUUCGGUGAAACGUCAAAGUCGUCGAUGGUUUCUGUAGCAAAGAACAGUAUGACUUUUAUUCUGGUUAGCGCACAUCUUUGUUUCCCAUAAGUUAAACUGUUUCUUCUGAAGUGUAAAAUAUUAGUGUAUCAUAACCUGCAGCGAGACAAAUAUGACAGCUCUACUGACUGUGAACUCUUGUAAACACUGCACAGAUUCUCACGAGAAUCGGCCGACACAAUUUACAUGGUGGGCUCACUCACCUGUCCAAGCUGUAGACUAAACAAUCGAUGAAUGAUGAUUAUGUGAUAUUUAAAGCUACCAAGGCUAUGCAAUGGUAUCAUUCACAAUUCAUGAAAGUGACUUUGCUCGUGGAAGUAUACACCCUCUUAUCUCCUCUGGCUAUAUACCUACCAUCCACAGAGUGCCUCAUUCAGUCCAGGGCUCAUGUAUGUACUUAUUGACUUACUGGUAUUUGAAGGGCAAAAUAAUUGGCUUUAAAGCCAUGAUGUUUGGACAGAUGGCAGUGAGGUGUAUGCAUCCUGACUGAUAGCCGAGUAUUUUUCUUUCCAGCUUGACCAAACUCGGUGAAUAAAAUAAUAUAAAUUUUUUUCAUCACCCAAACUGCAGUGUUAUACAAGGAUUUCAAGCCCUGAGAAAAGCUGUAACAACACUUGUCAAAAAAUAUGUAGUUUUCCAUGUGUGUUUGAUAUUCCCAAUCAGCUGCUGACACAUCACUCUUCUUUCACAUCACUCUGUCUUGCUGAUGAAUGAAAGGUAAAGCCUUCACCAUUCUCAAUCCAAGGUCGUUUGUCAAAUUUUUUUCUGAUUAUGGCUGCUAAAACACUGAAAAAUUUGUAUUGCUUUGAGACACUGAUGUUCAAAAUUUCCUUGAAGGGGAAGAAAGCCAUAAUACAAAAAGAAAAACCCUAAGUUGCAUUCUUAAUGGCUUUGGUAAUGGCAUUUCUGGCAAGAACAAAAACUGACAAUUUAAAGAAUUGCCACAGUGUGAUUUUGGUGGUGUUCCUGAAAAUAUUUCUUCUGAUGGCAAGGAAAAACUCAACAACUGAGGAAGUUGAAAAUUGAAAGUUAUGCUCGUUGUUUGUUUAUGUAAAGAUUCAACAUGUUUUUUAUCCUGAGCCUUGUAGCCACUGCACUUGACUACUUUUUUGCUGGGAUGGAUCCAAUUUCUUUCGUUCAUUGUUAAAGUUAGACUUUUUUGCAGGGAUGGAUCCUAUCUUUUUCAUUCAUUAAUACAGCUGACUUUUCUUGUCUGUAAAGGGUGUUUAUCACUUGUAAGCCAUCAAGUGGAACACUCCAAGAGAAAUUCCUUAUCUACACAUGCCCAUGUAUUAUUCACUUUAUAACAUGACCACUUCUUGUAGAUCUUAAAGAUUUGUUUAAUUAUUUGUCAAACUUAAAUACAAUGUAGGAUGCAGUUAAGUGUAUAAGAAAAGUGUAAGUCCACAUUCAGAAUCCAUGCUGUCAGAAAAUGCAACAGAGCUGUGAGAAUUGAGGGCGGGGUGGCUUUCUGUACCUCAACCUUUCCAGCGUUCAUGGUUUUAUAUAUGAUUGCUUGAGCAGGAAGGUAUUUUUUUUUUACUCACAAUGUUAACUCCAACCUAAUUUAGCUAUAUUUUAAUGCAGACCCUCAGCUUUUAAGCACAAUUAAGGAUUUAGAGUGUUUUUUAGAAAUGGAAUACUUCCAAACUAAAACAGAUGCACCAUAGAAAAGAUUAUGAUACACAUGAAAAGGUUGACCAGACCUAGGGGUCAGAUGAAAAGUUCUCAAGACCCAUGCUUUUUCAAGGCACAAUUUGGGGGCUCUUUUUUGAGGUUAUGACAUUGUGGAAAUUGUAAUCAAUUAAUUGCACCAUUUAUUGGUUGGAUAGAGGAUUUAAUUAAUUCUAGCCAACUUUUAUUCAGUUCAGGUUUUUGGAAAGAAUUCCUGGAGUAUUUUGUACCCUUUGAUACAUUAAAUACUAUUGCAUUUUUAUUAUACUCAAAAGAUAAAGCUUAGAAAAAAAUCCUCUUUUUUGUGGUAAGAUCAUGUGGUACACAUGUUAAAAUAGAAAUUUAAUCGAAAUCUUUAAGUUAGUUUCAUUAAUUUCUGUUCUCCAACUUCUUUCUCUCACCAGGUUCAUGAUGGUUGGCUUCAGAGGUACAUUUGUGGGCUCUCAUCUUAUGAGGAGUCAGGAAAGGUAUCACCAUGGAGCCCCUAUGAACAUCAGCUCAUUUUACAGCCCUCCCACCCUGAGCCAGCUGUGCCAUGGAAUCGAAUCAGCAUUUAUGUUAUUAAGAAGCCAGUAAGGAGGGAACUGUUAAGAAAAAGGUUAAUCUCUUUACUGUGCUAUUUUAAUCAUGGUAUUUUUAAGCAUUAAUCAUUAAUGGUUUACCUGACAGUGUAGUCACUUCAGAAGUGGACGACAAUAGUCAUCUUCAAGUAAUGAAGUCAACUGGUCGUAUGCCACCUUGUGGAGCACUAUGCUCUACUGUUAGAUUGGUUGAGUUUAAGACCUGUGAUUGGCACAUUACAGUUUAUUACCUCAACUAUUAAGAGGUGCAAUAUUUCAAAUUAAUUUAUACCACAUUGGUGAAUAGUGCUUUUUGCCUGCUCAUUGAAGAGUUUGGAAGUGAUUGGCAAGUACCAUUUACCUCUGAGCAGCUGAAAAGACAAAUGGCAUGUCAACAAUUUAAUUUUUGACAAUUUUUUAGUCAACUGACAGGAAUACACUUAUUUUUUUGGUUUCUGUGUGGUAUGUAUUAAAGCAAUUAUUCACUUCAGUGGUGGAUAGUGACCUAGUGGUUUCGCAGGUAGGUAAAUAAUCAUCAUUAUUCACCUCCACUUCAGUGAAUAAUUGUUUAUUACAUGAGGUAUGUUUAAAGUCAUAUAAUUUUAAAUUUUGAUCACCAUUCAUGAGUGGAUUACAUGUAUCAAUCUGGCUCUCAAUUUUCUCUUUAAUUUUUGUUGUAUCAUUUGAAUAAGUCAAACUUCCCUGAUUGCCUGACCUGCAGAGGGAUACCUAAUACAUACAAGGACUUGAUAUUGUAAACUGCUGUCUUUCUUUCACUCACAAGAUCAAAACUUCAAUUGUCUGCACUGUCUUUAUACAAUUCUCUUCAUUUUUAUUUCAGGAGUUUGGUGCUAAAUCAAACAAUAUCCCUCAAUAUAUAUUUUGCUGUAUUUUGAUCCUUCUGCUGCCUGGAAUUGUAUUAAUGAUUUGAGGAAAAACUCCACUCUGGUCCCUCUUUUGAAUUACUUGGUUGUAUUCCCCUUGAUUAUUAAACUUUGUAGCAGUUUUUGGAGGGGGAUUAAAAACAGAAAGGAGGGGGCUGAGGGCCUACAGCAGAAUCACACACAUUUUAAAUAUGCGGCAACACAAUAACAAUAACAACAACACAAUAUUAAUCUACUGCCUUCUGAUUAAGCUUCGAAACUUCACAAAAUUUCAAUCUUUUGAACAAAUCUCAGACUUCUGAGCCUUCUAUGCAAUUGACAUAGAUUUUUUGAAAAAUUUAACAGUUAUUUCCCACAGUACAUUUGAAUAUGGAAUGUUACUUGAGAUGAUUGAUAGCACUCUUAACCAUUAUGGUUUUUCAGCUUUCCUCAAGCUCUUGGAAGUGGAGUGGAUAAUGAAGGGAAAUGCACUGUGUUGUCUUAUGCUGAGCUGGUGCAGUGUGUGGGUGUACAUAACUUGCGACACAGUUGGGAGAGUUCCCUGGAUAGUUACCCUCUAGCUGCCCAGUGUGUUCAGCCCACUCAGGCAAAAAAGGAAUCGGACAAGGUAUUAUGCCAGAGAAGCAUUUCUUUGAGUGAUUGUAAUCCAUAUACCUCAUUGCAAUCCAUGUCAAUUGUCCCAAUUGAUGACUAUUCACUUCUUUCUGAACUACUUGGAAGGUUUUUCUGUUAUGAUGUUUCUGACCUCUUAGUAACCAUUGUUUUAAAUUUCUAAAACUGGUUACUUACUGAUUACUCCAUUAUCAAAGUGUCAUUGAAAUAUGAAUCUGAACAUUCUCCAUAUGAAAUUAAAUAGAACCUUUAUAUUAAAACAGUUUACCAAUCUUAGGAGGGUUAAGGGAGACAAACCAGGAAGUGGAGCAAGCAAGAGAAAAAACGUUGAUGGACUAAAGAGACUGAAUUACUUCACCUUAUCUCCACCAAUUUCUGCCUUUGCUGCUAUUUUGCUUGUCUCUACUGACCAAGCACCCGACUCAGGCCAUUUUCCUAGUUGCAGAGUCUGGCAUGCAUGAGAAUAGAAGUUUCUUAGUAAAUAGAUGGUCAUGUGUUCUCUUUCAGAAUGUUGUUGAUGAAAUGCUCCUGCAAGCUUAUGGUUUGUGUUCACGAAAACUAUUCCCAGAUACAGAGAGUGUGGAGCAAAGUAACUUCAGUUCCACCGCUGAACGUGAUGCGUUUGAUGAUUUCAAGGAGGAAUCAGAGGGCUCGUCAUUAUCCCUUACAAUGAGACAGAAUGUUGUUCCAUUUAUUUGUGCACUUGAGGGACAGUCUGCUUACUUCCUCAUAGAACCAUACUUCCAACACAGUCUCCACAACAUGGUCACAUUUAGUCCAUCUGUGCUUUCAGGCUCAAACACGAGGCCUUUGUUUAUGAUUUACGAACUUCUCCAUGCACUUCACUGGUACCACAGCCAUGGCAUAGCACAUGGGGCAUUAAACUUGCACGGGAUUAAAGUCAAUAAAGGGUUGUGGAUUUAUCUUGAAUCACCAGACUUUUUUCAUGGUUGUCAGCCAGAUUUUGAUGCGUCAGAAGUGGAUGGGGUUGCGGGCGAUAAUGUUUCAACAGCUCGACAGUCAGAUGUGAGCAGAUCGAUGAUUUUGAAUUACACAGCAGAUGAUUUACCUCGUCUUGUCGAGCUAUGGGUACAUGGCAAAAUUAGCAACUAUGACUACCUAAUGGCGCUGAACUUCCUCGUGGGUCGUAGACUUGGCGAUCCCAAUUAUCAUCCAGUUUUUCCGUGGGUGACAGACUUCUCUGUCCGAGAUGGCGGAUACCGGGACUUGAAGAAGUCCAAGUUUCGUUUGAACAAAGGAGACAGACAGCUUGAUGUGACGUACAAAGCAGCUUUGUUGGACAACAGCCAGGAUGGUGCACCACCUCAUCAUGUGUCGGAUGUACUGUCUGACAUAACAUAUCAUGUCUACCUCGCACGAAGGACUCCGAAAUCGGUUCUUUGUGAUCACGUGAGAACUAACUGGGUCCCAAAUGAGUAUCCACCCAGUAUGGAAAGGCUCUACCACUGGACACCUGAUGAGUGCAUCCCACAGUUCUUUUCUGAUGCAAACAUCUUUGAAUCUGUACACGAGGAUCUGUCAGAUCUGGAGCUGCCAUCAUGGACGAGUUCUGCAGAGGAGUUCAUUUGCUGGCAUCGAUCUGUUUUAGAGAGCGACACUGUGUCUGCUAAUUUGCAUCACUGGAUUGACCUGACAUUCGGGUUCAAGCUUGCUGGCAGAGCGGCAGUGAAAGCUAAGAACGUUUACCUCCAUCUGAUUGAUAAACACCAGACGCUAAGCAAUCAUGGUGUCGUGCAACUCUUUACAGAACCCCACCCGGAGAGAGCGCAACCCUGCUUCCCUCACACAAAUACCCUUUUUCUUGGGCGAAGAGAUCAUGAAAUCCUGGACGGAAGAAUAAUACGGAAUUUUACACAUUCAGACCUUGAUAUAAUGGCAGACAAGUCUUCUGCACUUGAAGAAUCUGUUAUGUCUGUGGACAGCUCUACCGAGAGUGAUUUUAUUCUUGGCCAUCAGCCGAGAGUAUCGACUGAGGGGAAAGAACACAACAGCAAACUGGUUCUCACCCAAGUUAAAGAAUCCAUAAACGAAGAUGACGUGCCUAAAGGUGCACAGUUUGAGCCAAUACCCGUUCCAACCAACUACAACCCUCUUGAAAUGUUGGAGAGAUUUGAAGCUCUGGAGAAUUUUAAAAACCAGUUUGGUCCUAGAGGUGAAACAUCUCUUGGCAACCAUGAAAUAAAGGUAAGACGUGACAACGAAAAGAGAUAACAAAAUGUGACCUUGUUUUAGAGAUCUAAUCUUCAAUAAGCGUAGGUAUUCCUCCUCGUACCUAGCAAUCGAAAGAUUACUUGGUACAAGAGAAAGCCGGAAUCGAGAUUGCAUGUUGUUUUAUUUCUAAUGGUGUGAUUUCUGUCACUGAUAACAGUCCGAUGUGAGCGCUAAUUUUUCCAAGCUGGUCCAAGCAGACAUGGUAAGUCUUGGGUGUGCGAUAGUGGAGAUGCUUCUUCCUAGUAAAGUACAACUGGCUACCUGUGGACUCACUGGGAAACUGAGAAAAGAAGCCAUCAUACAGCUUUGUCAAUCAAACGACAAACUCUUGCCAAGGUUUGUGAAGUCAUAAAUGCAUUGAACCUUUUAAAUUGUGGUUGUUUUUUGACAAAAUCAUAUAAGGUGAACGUACAGCCUUUUAACAGAGUGCAUUGCCGAUCUACCUUUAACUUUGCACCAGAUCAGACCUAGAAUGUUAGGUUACCGUCUCAUUUUUUAGCUUAGAUUGCAAUGGAAAGAAUGAUGUCACGUAAAUUUCAUUUUACUUUCCUAGCAGGGAUUUUGCGUGACGCACGUCAGCGUCGAGGUUUGCUUAGGGAGAGAGUUCAUUCUCUGUUGUGUGAUGCAGCCUCUAUUGUUUUGUUUUUAUUUUUGUUUUUGUUUUUUUUCAGGUAUGCUCGGGCUGCUGUCCAUGCCCUUCUCACAGAGGGAGAUAAAGAUUCCCAUGAUGCUUUGCUGCCUCGUCUCGCAGCGGAUCUAUUGCUUCAGCCUCACCUUGGCUUGUUUCCGUUUCCCUCAUAUUUCAGUGCACUACACGAUUUCUUGGCCGCAUUCUAUCACACAGGUAGAAAAAUAGAACCAAGCACCUACAAAUCCAAGUUACAGGAUAGUUUAGUAUUUUUGAGAGGGGAGGCUGGAUAUACUGUCGAACAAGUUGACAUAGCAGCGUCUUUUCUUCCCGAUUUGCUGUCCAUUGUGGAUGACGAAGGUAUUAAACUGCUUCUGUACCACUUGGAGCCAUUAUUCACCUGUCUAGAGACUCGGCUUCAUGCUUGUACUCAGCUCUUUGACAUGUUAGCACAAGCUCUUGGGCCAAAGAACUCAAUCAAAUCGUUCCUGAAGUGCCUGGUGAGCCUUUUUGAUUCCCACGCUUUAGAUGUUUACGAAGUUAUUGCAAAGCAGACGUUUUUGUCGCAGAUCAUUGUACGAUUUGGAUUAGACGGGUUUCUCAAACAUGUCAUCAGCUUUGUUGUGGACGCAGUUUCCUUCAAUUCCAAAAUGGAGUCGAAGGCUGAUAAGAUUGAUAGGAUCUCUGUCCACAGUUCAGAGGAUGCAACCUCCGGCAUCGUUUGUACAGAAAUGGAGUACAGUGCGAAAGGUGUUCCCUUAGACAUAGAUGAUCUGGAUCUGCCUGGUGAUUUCCUUCGAGAGGGCUCCGAGGAUCAAGAUGUUCCGAUAGGGAGUUUUUCAAUGGGUAUUGAAGAAUUUGAGACUGAGGGAAAGUUCGCAAUUACCCACCAAAAUCUUGGUCAAGCUCGUGGCGGCGAAGGGAAAGACGAGGUCGAACAAGUAACGUUGUUGCCAAGAGGCAUUAUUGACGAUGAAGUAGAUGCAAGAUUAUUUCAAGGACACAUUUCAGAUGAUGAAGAUAACGCUGGAGAUGAUGAGCCAACAAACAGGGGACAUGUGAGCAAGAUUGUGUCCAUAGAAAGGAUCUGUGAUUUUAGUGAUUGUACAGUUCUUGACAGUGGAGCUAUGGAGGUGGAGGACAGGUCUUUGACAACUGCUACUGACGCUGACCAGGUCAGUGCUUGUGGUGAUGACAACACUAAAGGCAGAGAGCUUGAGGGUGUGAUUGCCAAUGCUUGUGAAGCCUCUGAGAGGGAGAAAAAUUUUAAACCGCUGGAUAGUCUGAAAGUGGAUGUGAAAAAGAAUGUAGACGAAGCACAGGUUCAAAAGAGUGAAGCAUCGAACACAAAUUGUGUCGAAGUCCCUGAGGAGUUAACAGGGGAGUCUGGUAUCGCAACAGGAACUGAUAAUAGAACUGUACCUUAUAUUACAACACAAUUCAGUAGUAGUGACAAAGGAGAUAACGUGACGGAGGAAAGGAAUGAAGGAUGUACUCUUGGCAGUCCUCUAGAUGGUGUCACUGAUGAGAAGAAUAGAGAAUUACAAGAAACGGAGAGAACUGAUAAUGGCAACAAGACUGCAGAUGAUAUUCUUGAGAACCUUUCUUUUCCUGAAGGAGAUCCAGCGUCUGAAGAGGAAGAUGCAGCGUCUAGCGAAGAUGAUUCACGAGAUAAUGAAGUAGACCCAGAAGAUAACGUUACCAAUAAGAGCAAACAAUCAACCUAUGAAAUAAAUACAUUCUACAACGACACCAACUACCCUUCUAAGCCUGUGCAAUAUGGGAAAAAGGUCCUGAAACAGCACGAUGAAUUGACUCCUGGGACUAUAUCGACUAUUGCCGCUGAAAGCAUCGUUUGGUUGGCCCCUCGUCUGGGACCCGUGCUAACCUCAAAGUACAUUGCCAGUCAGCUGCUGACUAUGUUACCACAUUGCUAUAUUGGAUACGUGGGUACGAACGAUGACGACGACGAUUUGAAGACAGUGAGCGACAGCAAUGCGAAAUGGGUACUUUUUUGUUUGAGUAAUUUCUGUACACUUUACGGAGAGGCGUUUUUGCUGAAUCAAUACUUGCCUUACAUUAAUAAAACGGUGAGUUAAAACGUUAGAAAACCUGUUUUAUUAGUGAUCUUAAAGUGUGUAACUUAUGAAAAUUGAUUUUUGAACUUUGGGUCAUUUUUCUUCUUCAUGCAUAAGUAUAUUAAAUUGUCCCUUCCAAGGAACUCUCCGGGGACUUCUUAGCGAACCCCUUAAAUUUUGAAAUAAUGUCAUUAUCAAUUUGAUGCUGGGGGGGGGGAAUGUCUAGCAAGCUAGCUGAGUUUCAAGGAACUCUCCGGGAACUCUUUAGCGAACCCCUCAAAUUUUGAAAUAAUGGUACUUUUAAUUUGAUGCUGGAGGGAAUGUCUAGCAAGUUAGCUGAGUUUCAAGGAACUCUCCGGGAACUUCUUAGCGAACCCCUCAAAUUUUGAAAUAAUGUCAUUAUCAAUUUGAUGCUGGGGGGAUAUCUGGCGAGUUGGCUGAAAGCUUUCCCAUGAGGCUCUUGGUACAUGGGCAACGAGCGUAUGAUACGCUAUCGAAGUUGUCAUGCAUUAUGGAAUGUUUUCAGUUUAUCAUAAAACAGUAUUGCCCUUUUUUUUUUCACUUUUAUUAGAUCAGAGGAGUUCAAACCAAGGUAACCCAAAGAGGUGAAGCUGCAUUGGCGGGGGUACUUUCACUUCUCAAGUACUGCAUUCCAUACUUAUCCCGUGACACUCUGGCCUCAAACACUGAAUCUCAGUUGAUGACCGGCAUCUUUCAGCCUGUCAUUCGCAUCCUGUCAUCUUACACCUUGACAUUUCCUGGCGGUUUUUCAGCGCGCCAGGCAAUCUGUCGUAGCUACAUCGAUGUUUUAACGGUGGUUUGCUUGAAACUCGAAAGAGAAUUUGCCCGAGAUUACAUGACUGCUCCUCUUCAGCAGUUUUUCUCAUGUUUUGAGCUGGAGCGCAUGAGGACCAUAAAAAUGAAUGAAAAGAAAGAGGGUUCCUCUCCUUUGACGUAUGAGAUAAGUUUUAACGAUGCCUUGGAAUUAGAAAGAGCUCCCGAGGAAAAAGAGGAAAAACACAUCUCAGGUUAGUAUUUAUAGAUCGAUAACAGACACUAAACCGUCGAUCGUUAACUCCGUUAGCGCGCUUUCAGAUCGGGUGCCGCAGUUAUCCGUGCGGUUAAUCAAAAUAAAGGUUAUCAUAACGAGGCGCCAGUAGGAACUGAGAGUAAACACAUCAAACCUGUCUCAAGCGCCAUCAGUUUUAGUUUUACAUCUGGUUGGCUGAAACGGUGGUGCAGUGUUCCCAGACCAAUCCCUGAACGAAAAAUAACAAAAGCGAAGCAAUUCUGGACACUUUCAAACUUCCUACAGUAAAAGGUAACUCGUCACUCUACUUGCGAAAUUACUUCAUCUCCAAAGUUUAACAGGUAAAAUGACAGAGAAAUGAAGUUUCCAAACACUUAAUAUCUGUUUUUUAAAAAUCAGAAGAAACUCUUAAAUUAAGUUUGCCUUUGUAUCUUAGCCGUGCUUGAGAAUGUUGACGGUAAACCAACCGAAGGAUACCUCUACAACUCGCCUGUUUAUGAAGAGUUGUGUCAGACAUUCAAUCCUGCCAUUGCUCACCACGCGUUUGUUCCGCUUUGCGGCAUCAUGGGAAGCAAAUACAUGGAGACCUCGCUGCACAAUCAUGACCUUAUAUGGAACUUGUGCUGCAGUUACGAUGCUCAACUGUCUCACCCUACGUGCGAAGAUAAUAGGGCGUCCGAGGAUGAAGAAGACGAAGAAGAAAAUGAAAACCACAGGGUGAAUAUUGGAACAUCUGAGUUGGAUUCUGAGACUGUGGAUGGAUCUCGUGGGGUGGAUAACUCACCAGAGGAGCAGUCUCAAGACAAGAAAGAGAGCAAGAAAAGGGAGAAAGUCAAGAAAAUUCCUAAGCCCCCAAUGUGGUUUAUUGGAAAAAGACUUGCCAAGACAAAGGAUGUACCUACCAGCCUGUAAGUCACAAUUUCUAUAAUGCAUUGAAAACUUUACUCUGUGGCAAGAGUUGCAUUGUACUUCCUUGUUGUUCAUUAUUUCAUGUCCGAUGGCCGGCCGCCACUCUUUAUUCAGGGUAGAAACUCGCCAGUAAUGUAUUUCUCUGAUUUGUAAUGAUAAUAGGACUGAGUGGAGUCCAAUUCGGUUUGUAAUCAUACCAGUGAUAACAAAAUCCGACGACCGUGCAUAAACACGUUUCAGUUAAUGCCUUUUCCUUGCAGCGAUUUGUUUAUGACGAGUAUAAUAACAGACCGAAUUGACGACAUGAAGUCUUAUACCAAUUAAUCAUAAAAAUUACAAUUUCUGAUGAAAGAAGAAUAGCCAAGUUAUGAAAGAGGGAAAAUUUGCCUUAAGAAGCUGACAGAGAAGGCGGAAAUUGUUAAAAGUUGCCCUGAAAUUAACUGCAAUCAAAUGAAUGUGAUUGGUUGAUUUAAACUACAAAUUUGAGUGUGAUUGGCUCAUUGAACUGUCCGAUAGCAAACUAUCCGAUAACAACUUGACAGGUGAAUUAUUGGAAAAUAUGAGUUUUUUAACCAGUCACAAUCGAGAAAAUUGUAAUUCUUAUGAUUACACUGAAAAGACGAUAGUAGCCUGUUUUGUGACUGAGAAAUUAGUGCAAAAUAAGAAGCAAUCACAGAAGAGGGUAAUGGUGAAUUUUACAGUUGUAUACCCUGUUGCCUAACCUUUGAACAGUAUUAAGAUCGCUUGCCACCUCCUUACGAUAAAGGAGAGAAACAUUUUGAGAUCAGCAAUAAUUUUAUUACAACAACGUGACCUUUACCUUGUAAACUGUGCCAACUGAGCACACAGCUUAUAAAACAGACGAUUUAGAGAUUACUUUUUUUUAUAUAAUUGCGUGAUGUUAUGAGGGAUUAACGUGGAGGAUCAAGAGAAGUGUCGAGAAAGGCAUGAUGUUUUUAACUUUAGGCGAUAGUUAAUCUUACCUCUAGGCCAUUUCCACACUAGCUUUCAUUUCGCCUUGUAAAUGACACGGAAUUCUCUUUGGUUCAUUAGACCGUCCUCUUCAUCGUCGGACCAAUAUCUACGCGGUAGCUGGCUAACGCAGUGGGAAAACCAACUCAGUAAGUGAACUUUAUUUGAUAACUUGAAAACGUGAGUAUACGUUAACAGUAACGCUAACUAUAAAUUGUGUUGUUGUAGUUUGCGUGUCUGAUCGUUGUCUCUUUUUGUAAUUGGAUUAAAAAGGUAGUUUCCUAGCAUGUGUAGGUGUCGUUGUUGUUUUCCUUUCCUUCCUUCUUUCUUUUUUUUAGUUUUUUUAAAAUUUAUUCUUUGCCAAAAUGAUAGUUUAAUUUGGUGACGUAAUACCCUACAAAUAACUGAAGCUAUGGGAUUUAGUCUGUAAUUUAAACCUCCUAAGCAGGAGAGUUCUCAAGUUCUCUCUACAAGAAAGUAAAAAAUUCCUAUCUGUUGAGGUGUUUUUGUGUUUCUUGAAUACUACUCUCGUUCCUUUAGGUUUGAAAGGAAAAGAAGGAAACAAAUUCAAUCUUCAACAAGUCAAACUACAAACCUUCACCGGUAAGGAUUUUUUUUUUCACAUAAAUUCUAAUUUCUCGAGUUCGGACAAGGACUAAUGAAGAAUAAUUUCACAGUAUUGCCUGUAGUUCCCUCAUCAAUGUUUUAAAAAUCAGCGUUAUAUUGGGCAGAAUGUAGGGCUCGAAGAACUGCGUGUUGUUACACACAUUCUUGAAUUCGCCCUUUAAUUUCAAGAACUGUCCAAUUUGAAACUUUUCUUCUCGAUUUCAUUACAUUAUCCAUGGUAGCUACCAUGUUAUAGCACCAUACUCUCUUGAUUACUCUACUUAAGAGUGUGUAAAAGAGGGGAGAAUUACUAACUCGAUCGUACACAUUUAAAAGUCAUCCUGAAGAAUGUCAGGCUGGGUUUUCUAGAAUAUUUCGAGACUUUUCAAUCAUGUGCUUUUCUCAGAAUGUUUGGUAGCUGAAUGCUCUUGUCUGGGAAAGCUUUUCACCGUUGGCAGCGGCCCCUGCCAGUGGACAGUUCUAAUUUUUCCAGAACAAGAUAUGUACUAAGACAGCUUCGCUAAACUCCCUCUAACCUUUUUAAUACCAUAAAUGGUUACUGGGCAGGUCACAAUGGACCCGCCCGUUCAGUCUACGUUCAGGACAGCGAGCAUUGUUUCUUGUCGGCCAGUAAAGAUAAGACUGUUAAGCUCUGGUCGCUUAGCAACCACGGUGAUGGCACCGCCCAAUCGGCAAGCUCGUGGACGUAUGCUCGGCACACACGACCUGUGUUCCACGUGAAUAUGGUGGAGUCCGUACGACAAGGCGUGUCUUGUGAUGGCAGUCUUCACGUUAGUCAUGAUUUUUAAUUUACUUUUCUUUUCCGCGCUUGAAUAGUUUUGUUAAUGUUGUUUAAAAAUUAAGUGUAUGUUUCUGCGAGUGCGUUGGUUGAAUGUUUCGUUCGGUUUAGGGCACAUGAAUUGAUUUGUUUCUGGUAUGUUGUUUUUUUCGUAUCUUCAUUCGUUCGCCUUAGAGCAUUUGAGUGCUUUUAUCUGCUACUCGGUUGGUCGUUCGUUCUGUGUUUUCGUUAGUUGUCGCGUCGGUUGAUUAGUUUACUCCUUUUAAGACGCUUACCUCUUGGUUCCCUGGGUCGUUGCCUUCGGUCUCUUGUGUUAGUGUAGCUUCGUUUUCUUUAAUUAAACAGACCCAAUAUGUCACACCUGCAGUUCGAGAGCCUUUUUAGCUGACACUAUGGUUCUCUACUUGUCGUUUGAACCAUUUCGCCCUUUGUUGGUUAUUGAUCUUUGAAUCCUAACAAUUGCAUCUGUGGAGCAACUAUUUGGUAUGUAUUUAUAUAUAGUGCAUUCGGGCUCAGAUGUUUUUUCUUCUGUUUAAGUUAUGGGAUGCGGUCUCCGAUCGUUGUCUUUGGGUCUACGACUACCCCAGGAACAAUCCUAUCGUUGCCAUAACAACACUUCCGGCUCCCAGCAAGUGUGUAGUGGCCGCCAUGGCUGAAGGAACUGCAAGGUAAAGACAACAACGACAAGGGAUUGAUACGGUAUAAUCUAACUGACAGAAAAAUACUACAAUCCUACCUACUCAACUUCUUUACUAAACAACGAGUGAUAUUCUUAAUAAGGAGCGACCCUUAAAGACAGUACAGUACUUGUCCUUGAUAAACUUACUUAAGCCCACUGCAUUCUAUAUCUUAGCUCACCACUGAGCCGAACUCUCAGUUUCUUCCAACGUUUCUUGAAAUUAGCGAUCUUUCACUGUAGCUCUCUCUCACGGUAUAGCUUUCUAAACAGCAACAACAACAACUACUACCACAUAACUGAGUCCUUAAAUACAUUCACAAAGUGUUCUGGAACAUUCCACGAGCUUACAGAAGAACUAUUAAGUCGUAUUACGUAGUAACUGCGUGACUUGAUAAAGUGGUCUAGAAAGUUCUAUGGUACGCAUGUCAGCAUUACUUAGCAGUCUAGAGAUUUCUAAAAGCUUAUGUGUACAAAAAAAAUUACUCAUAACAGGAUGGCUUCACUUGUCAAGACGAGCGGCUUAUUAGGAUUUUUGUUGGAGUCCAAGCCAGGUCAUUGUGUCAUAGUCCUGGGACAUAACACAAUGAGGCAGGUUACUCUCACAAUGCUUCUCUGCACCAAAUAGUGUUAUGUGAAGCAACCAACUGCCAGGGAAAUUGGAACUAUUUCUGCUGGCUACCUGCGUUACACAACAUCCCAUCGAUGAUUAGUAGUGAUAUUAUUAAUUAAUUAACGCUAUGGAAACCGAUACCAGUCUGAGUUUGGGCCAUCUGUUUCCUUUGGUUUAAUUUUUACUUUUCUCUUAACGGUACUAUUGGGAAAAGUCGUCAAUCAGUUUAACAGCAGAAUCCAAAGUUAGCGCUCAUAAAAAAAUAAUCAAAUAAAUCUAUGUGUAGAGAAUGUAUCUCCUUAUGCAUUGUGAUUAUUUGAUUCAUAGAAAUGUCAACGUAGGAAAAGAUUAAAAUUAUAUGUUGUUCUCAUUGCGGUUUAAGAUGUAUGGAAUAUGUUUAGUGUACAGGGCACUUUGAGUACACAGCCAGUUUAUCUCAAUGAAAAUCACCGUUAAUAUUUCUAUAAUUUCUUCUUGGCCUAGUUAUUAUUAUUACACAUACACUGGGGCAAUAAUGAUAAAGCACGCAGAAACAAGGAAGGUUGGGGAGAGAGAAAAUUUACCGUGAUUACAAAUGACAAACUUAAAAACCUCUGGCUUUAUCUUUUUUUCUGUAGAACCUUGACGCAGUUUGUUGCAACAACUUAUUCCUCAACAUGUGGUUUGUUUUGUCAGGUUUCUUGACGUUCGUCAGCAUAAAUUCGUCACAGAGUGGAAAAUAACAACCAGUAGUGUACCAGGUAUUCGAUCGGCUACUUUCAGUACGGGUGGACACGACCCAGGCAUACUGGGUCUACCGUAUUCGCACGUGUAUAGGCCGCACUUUUCCUCCAAAUAUAUUUUGUGCAAAAUGGGGGUGCGGCCUGUACACGGUAUAACUGAAAUCAGUUUCCCUCUUUCAUCAAGAGGCAAGGCCGCUAAGCUAUGUUUGCUCGUGUCCCCAAUCACGUACGCAACUUCACGCGAUCAUUACUGAGGAAAUAAAACAAAAUGUUAGUGUACUUAGAAUAUAAAUCUAGCAAAAAUUAUCCAGGUAUCUUUUUUUUUACCUUUUUUUAAACUUUAAGACCGUUUUGAAGAUGUGACUAACCAUUGUGUUUGCAUUUGCAAUGUUUGUUCGAUCGAUGGCAUACUAUGUUAUAUUAUUUAUCGUGAUGAAUUUUGUGAUAUAAACAAAUAUAUCUUGGUGGUAUGCGGCACUCGCCAGGCCUUUUGCUCUUUCGAGAAAACGUGAAAUUAUUUCUUUUCAAGAAAAUAUGGUCAGAAGUCGGGGUGCGGCUUAUACACGAGUGCGGCCUAUACACGUGCGAAUACGGUACUUGACGUCGAGGCUUACUGGUAAAAUUUCAGAGACAAGAACUUGAAAAAAAUUUCUUCUUAACUUUUGUUUUUCAGUAGGGUUCAUGACACAGUUGAAGAGCAUUCACGGGCAAGAAAUUUAUAGCACGAUGAAAAAAGGGAAACGAAACAAUUCUGACUGCUUGAGAAAUCUCCCAUUUGCUUUCUCACAUGCAAGUUGUCUUUGAAAUUAUCACCAUAAGCCGUGACUUGAUGUGUUCGACCUAGUUUUGCUAGGUCAGCUCUCAUUUUCGUUCAACAGAGUGUUGUUUCCCCUUUCUCUACACAUGCAUGAAUAUAUUUUAAAUUUCAUUUGAUCGUGAUAUGAAAGAAUUACUUUUAGAAAAUGACUGCUGUUCGAAUUUAACCCGGGAUGUGAUGGCCACUCUCUUUAGUACUUUACCGAGCUUUCAGCUGCUAAAUUGUCCAUUCUUAAAGAAAACACAAAUAUGUAAUGUAAACCUAACUCUGACGUAGAAGCUAACCUCAGGAAACUGCGCCAGUUAUAUGCUAAAUACAACCAAACUCUAACAUUGAGAGCUUUGGUUUACGGCACCGAACAACGUACUUUGUACGAUACCAUUGAGGAAUUGAGUAUCCUUCUACUGGAUGGAAUUGAGUGAUCACUGUUUCCUUAGCCCGAGUCCAAGCAUAGCAAAGGUUGACUAUUCAGUAGCUCAGUCGUGGUUUACCUUUAUUUUCCAAAGUCACCAAGUUUAUACUAUUUAGGGCCUGUUAGUGUUCCCGCGGAUUAAUGAUGAUGAUUAUUUUCUCUGGUUUGUUGUCUUUAGGUACUGUUCGUGAUGUUUGCUGCAGCCCUGAUGGGCGAUGGAUCGCUUUUGGCUUCUCAACUGGGCUGGCAUCUGUGCUGGACAUCAGAGGUGGGCUGCUUCGUAGUCAGAGGCGCGCUCACACUGGCGACAUCUUUCAGGUACAAAUCAUUUAUAUACCAUGUGUUGAUGUGAUGAAAUGGUCGUGUUUUAUAGAGUUGUAUGUCCUGUUUUGUUUGUUUGUUUCAUUGAAAAAAUAUCCUUCUGUGUAUUAUUGACAGUGUUAUUCACAGUCACAAGGAAUUUCCUCCCUCAAUUCUUUUACCCCUCGCUACUACAAAAGGAUGAAUGUAUGUUAGUCCCUCCCCAGGUACUCAAAAUAUCUUCUGGUAAUGCUUCAUUUUUAGUAAUGAUGUGGUAAGAUAAAUGCUCAAACCUGGGAAUACUUCAUUUUCCAUGUUUUAUGGUAUAAAAAAAGAAAAUGCGAUAGAAAAAAAAAUGUUCUCUAAAUUUUACCAACGGUUUCGUAGGUCAAAGCCUUUUCGAGCUCGUCUUUUAUAACAUCAUCAGUGGACUCUGGUUUAUCUUUGUGGAAGGAUGACGGUUUUCGCCUGAAAACACUAAAAGGUAACGCAUUUGCCAAUGCUCUUAGUAAUAUGAAGUGUUAGUUGCCUAAGGCCGCCUGAUAACAGACACAACCCCUCUAAGUCUUCUGUGGAUCGUUCCCAUCUUCCACGAGAACCCAAAAAUAACAAAUCAUGAGCCAUGCAUUUUUCUUACAUGGACAUCUCAUGCGACGUCUCCUCCGUUCUCCGACAAACAAUCCAAGCAAGACUAGCGAUGUUACUUUCACCAAAGCGAUGGGCAGUGAAGCCGCGAGAGGCUUGGGACGGAGAGUUUCUUUCUCACUCGCGGCCUUACUGCUCAUCGCCCAACGCAUACAGAACCGUUAGUGAACACAAAACUGCCAGCCACGCAUGUAACAUUUUUCGUAGUAGACCAGGUGUUUUUAUCAAGUUGAAAUUAUUUUCCUAGCUUGAACCUCUCCUGGUAGAGCCAUUUUUUGGGAUUUCUUUGGCUUUGCUUUGCUUCGCUUUAAGAUUGGUCUAUAAAACGUGUGCCUCUGUUUCAACCAACAAAAUGUAUUUUAAUACUAAUCCUGGUCAUGGUUACUCGUGUUUUCCCGCGCUUCAAGCAGUUUGCUUGUUUUUACUCUGAGUUCUCAUGCGUUCGUGGUGACAUCUUUCAUGAACACUGUUGUGAUUACUUUGCCUUUGGUUUUACAUCGCUCAAUCAAAAAAAGAUAAUUUCUUUUCAGAAUACGUGAUGAAAAGGGGUAGCCUGUGAAAACUUGAUAUCUUCUUACUCAGCUCAAUUUAAGUCGAUAACUUCAUGCUUGUUUUCUCUUUUGUUUGUCGGCUUUCCUUCUUUUUUCGUUUCACUUGUUGUGAAAGGUAGAUUCACAACCUCAGUCUUUCCGAAAUCAUGCAGCUUAAAAUGGAAUUGAUUAACGUUCGUAGAGAGUAAUUAUUACUUUUUAUCUGACAGGUCCUAGCGAUCCUCUCCCCUCUCUACUAGUGUGGGGAGAUCAAUUGAUUUCAGCCACUGUUGGCGGUAGAAUUGGUGUACACAGCUUACAGGAGGAUCAUUCUGAGGUAACGUUUCUUUUUUACUUUUUCAUUAUCGCCUGAUCUUUUUAUCGCUUCUCAGUUUGGUCUCGAUCAGCUCAGUCGUAGUCUUCAUUUCAUGAAGAAGAUUGAAAGAGAUUGUACUUUGGUUCUGAUGCUCUUUUAUGUCACCAGAGGAAUGUCUUAAUUGGUGGCUCAGUAUGCCUUGACCAUUUGCCUUCAUUUCUUUUCACUUACUUCCUCUUUUCCAAACCAAUGAAAUUCUAUACCUUAGUAGAUUCUGUCAGUUUAGAAUUUAAGGCUGCAAGGCCAACGUUCAUUCAAAGUCGCUAUUUUGCAACCUAAAAACAGAAAGGCUUGGCUUAUUACUAUGUGAAACAUACGUCAUGGCCUCGAGACUAAGAUCUUGCUGUCGGGCCCUCAUCCACUCGGUUAUUAGGUACAUGAUAUUUUACUGAUAUACUAACUUUGUUCUUUGUUACACCCUAUUUACCUUAGUUAAAGCCCAAUGAGCCAGAAUUUCACUCAACUAUAACGUUAGCUGGUAGUCACUUAUGUGAUAAUUGCAAUCUCGCCCCUAGGGCAUUCUCGGUCAUUUUUCAAUGUGUGAAAGGCCUGUGGGCAUGAGAUUACGAUUAUUUUACCGAGCUUGUCUUUAUGUCAUCGUUUUGUCUUUAUGUUCUUAUCACAGGACCCUUACAUCAGUUAUAAGCUGAGCAGCGAUGUGUUCCGUGGCAAUAUCACGUGUCUUGGUUACCUGCCACUCAAUAGGCUGCUUCUGAUUGGUAACGACACAGGCAACAUUGUGCUCUGUUCCUAAAGCAACAGUUCUUUUAGAAAAACCCUAAAACCAAAUUAUACAUAUUGGAUCCUUUUAUGAGUAGAAUGUAAAACGAUGAUGCUCGGGAGUAAAUGUCGGAAUAAAGUAUAUUUCAUUUCAAAUUUUCUGUAAUCUGUAAAUGUUAAGAACUUUUUUGUUGCCACAUAAUCUGAGUCAAUCACAGAAAUCAGUCAUCAGAAAGGAUUGGAGAGCAUAAACAGGAUUAAAUGUAUAAUUCAUGGACUGUUAUAUGAUACUUACCAAAACCUUUUAGAGUUAAUCAGCUGAUUUUGUUACAUCUGUCAAGUCGUUGCAUGUCUUACUGUUACCUUACAGAAUUGAAUUAUUCGUGUUUGUGUUGCAAAAGCAAUUAUCGUUUUAGGCAAAUAUAUUACGUUUAAAUACUGUCAUUUGUGAAAUGUCAAUUACUAUUUUAUAGAAAUGAAUCUAAUAGUCAAAGAGAAAAAAAAUUAUUACAAAUUUAUCAAAUUGAAGUUAUGUAACAUUGUAAAAAAGCUUGCUAUUGGAAAAAAUAUCAAAUCAAAGGGCGCCUGUAGCUAACUCGUGGAUAAAGUAUUAAAGAGAUAUAUACUUGUAAAGUUGCUAUCAGUAAACUUAAGUGUUAAAAAAAAGGUAGAAAGUAGAACCAUUGCAAGUAUAGAUAUUGUAGUACUUAGGUAUGUGAUGAAACCCCCCACGGGGGGGGGUACAUGGGUCAUUUUUUGCUGGGUAUGUGCAGCUGACUUCUCAGAACCUCUGCCGCACUUUAACCUAUAUUGAGGCCAAUUAUAGACCCCAUCUUUGUCUGCUUUUAAGCAAGAUCGGAAUGGAAUGGGAACCGUUUAUUAAAUAUUAUAAAAUAAUUCAAAUAGUGCGUGCGC